GGGACCGCGUGCCCCGCUGGCGUGCUGCUUAGAUCCACUGCGAGAGGACAAGGCACUUGAGUUCUUUGUGUGGCUGGGAUGAAAUGAUCCAGAGCUGAGGGAUAUGGGACAUCUCAGCUGCCCAUCCUCUCAUUAACUCCGUUUGGUCUCAUGAAAGCGUGUCUUUUAUCCCCCUUUCCAGUGAUUACAGUCAUGGCUCUGUGGCUUUUCUUUUCCUGGUGACCUUGUUCUCGCCUGUGACACAGUGCUCAGCCCCGACGGUGGCCCGAGGACUUCACUGAUGCUGAGGACAUUUCAUAGUGUCAGUGACGGAGAACCCUCCUGAUAUGAGCCACCUGAAAACGUGCUGUCAUCCCAAAGUCCCUGCGACUGCUCCCUUCUUGUUGCUUCUUGAUGAGACGAACGGUGCCUGCGUGGGGUUUAAAAACGGCAGGGUUUGUCAUGGUAACGAGGCAGCGCAGAGGAGGGAAGCCAGGCGAGAUAACAGCUCUGCCUUCUGCUCUCCCCGCAGCCGGGCCCGGGGCUUUAUCUGCGGUUUCCUGGCAGGGCGGUGAGCGCUGGCACUGGGGUGCUGCCCCGCCAGACAAGAAAAAGGGUGAAAGAAUGAUGUGUGGCAUAUUUAAACACAUAUUGUGUAACCACAUUAAACGGGGGGCAGGAAGAGAGGGAAGGAUGGAGGUUUAAUGAGCAGAGGCAGGGGAGACCCUGGAUUGUUCAGCACAAGGUGAUGCAAGAGAGCCUGAGGGAACAGAAGCACUUUUAGUGCCACGAUUCCUUCUGUCGCAAGGUCUCGCAGCACGGCCGGGUGUCCGACCCUGGGGAGAGGCCAACACCUAGAAACCAUUUUAUUUGAAUGGAUAGUUACAGCACGUGGGCUACGAGCACAUCGGGGCUCUUGUCCCACCAUGGGUCGGCCCUUGAUCGGCUCCAUAAUCCCCAUACACAGGCAACACUCACAGGCCUGGCAGGGAUGGAAUUAUUCCUCAAGCUGGGAGCGCGCGCCUGUGCGAGGCUGCGUGUUGUCCCGCCUUGUCCCCACGCCGGCUCAGUGCAGAGCUGCUGACUCUCCUUGUCACCUGCUGUGUCCCCCUCUUUUUGGUUUUCCAGGGACACUCAUGUGGCUGCAGGGUCAGUGGGGAGAAGCCACCAGGUCCCAGCAAGCGCGGCAGGGAAGGAGAAGGGCUGGGCUGGAUGUUCAGCUCCUGUUAGGACCGGCUUAAGCCUGGCCAGACUCUAGGUGGGGCUGAAGAGUUGGAGAUCUUUCCUGCACUGAGCCUGGCCUGGGUUUUAGCUGGGUCUGGGCGUCCAGGAGUGUUCUUGAAUGAAAAAGCCUUGGCUGUGGUCCCACAGCUGCCGUGUCUGGAGGAGGGACCCCCGCCCGGCGUUGGGGUCCCAAAAGAGGUCACAGAGGGGCUUUCCACCCGCACGGAGGCAGCGAGGGGUGGCUGGGGACACCCAAGAUACGGGAGGAAGGUUUGCACAGAUCCUCAUCCGUGGGCGACGGCUGAGUCACGGGCCGUGUGCUGACAGGCGGGAGCGGGAGGAAGAUGCCAAGCUCGGGAUGGAGCUGCCUCAGCCCAGCCAAGCCUCCAGCCCCUCUCGAGACCCCCACCACCUCUAAUGUCACGUGCACCGCGGUGGGGACACCGGGCGCCUUCCUGGCGCUGCUGUCACCCGUUCACUGUGACAUGCCUCCCUUCCUUCUUUCCCUUCUUGUUGUCAGGCUCCCUUUGCAGGAUUUGCGAUGAUUCAUAUUUGCUUGUGGCUGCAAAUAGUCGUGCACAGAAAAUAAACCACGGUUCCCUUCCCUUGGGGAAGGAGGCAGACAAUUCCAGUUAGCCCUUGGAGACGCCGAAAGCUCCUCAAGGCUCCAACCCAGCUCAUUUUCGGUGGCCCAGAUCAACCCAGCUCAGCACAGCAGGUCCUGCCCAGCACGGCUGGGAGCGACUCGCAAAAAUCCUCAGAAAUUUUGGCUGAAUAACAUUUUUAAUGCCUGUUUUGUCUUAUCCCCAGCCCGCGCCUGGGCUGCUGAGCUCUGGUGCUCUGCAAACGCGACAAUCGUGAUUGAACUGGGAGUUUCCAAAGCCAUAUUAACUCUUUCAGAGGGGGCCUAGACCCCUUUCUCCUCCCUUUUAUGACAUCUCAGGGUGCUGCUAACACCAAUGUCCACACUGAGAAUCACCACUUCCCGGUGUUUAUGCUUUUAACCCGGCUGACGCUGCUGCCGGAGCGAGUCCCCGUGCCAUGGCGGUGCAAUGGGUCGCUGGGUUUCAGAGCAGCACCACACAAACCCCAGUACGAGCUGGUGGAAAACCAGUGCUCGCCUGGUUAACGAGGCAGAGGGAAGAUGUGUCGCUCGCUCCACAAUUGCACAAGCUGAAUAGGAGCCAGUUCUUGGUUUCUUAGAAAUAAGUGAAGCCGUGUCCCAGACCGCUUUCCCUUCGUCACCACUUGGCCCGGCCGCGCUGUGCGAGGAGCCCAGAUCCAGCCACGGCUCCUUCUGACCCCGGGAACGCGUCUUGGGACGGGAAGGAUGCGGAUCCGUGUGCGCCACAGCCCUCGCCCUCGCCCACGGGGGCUGGAACAAAAGGGGCUGCGGCUCCGGGGGAGAGACCCCGAGAUUUCACCCUGGGAACGUGGAUUUUGGCCGGUGCCACAAUCCCAAGGAUGGGACGGGAGCUGGCAGGAGGGUUUUGGGGGGCGCUGAGCAACACACAGCGGGUUCUCCAUGUCAGCGCUCGCCUCUGUCACCCGUGUGCUCCGCGACACGUCCCCGUGGGCACCCGCGCUCCGGGGCGCCUGGGGACCCACGCGGGGCGGGGACCCACGCGGGGUUGGGACACGCACCCCCACACACCCCCCGGGCAGCCCCGCAGAGGCGGGGAUCGGCCCGCACAUGCUCCCUGCCUUGUUUUGCAGCUCCCGCUGAGGCCGCGCCGCCCCGUCCCGUCCCGUCCCGCCCCCCCGGGGCCGCCCCCGGGCGCGCCGGCCACUUAAAGCGGGGGCGGGCGGCGGCGGCUCCGUGCGCGUUCCCACCAUGAUCUUCGAUCGCGUUAAACGCUUCUUGCUGAUGCUGGAGGGUGCGGAGAGGGACGGACCGGUGGCUUUCAGCCCCGGGCAGGCGGUGACGGGCCGAGUGGUGCUGGAACUGGCGGCCCCGGCGCGACUCGGCGCCCUGAGCCUGCGGGCGAUGGGCGCUGCCUGCGUGCACUGGACCGAGUCCCGCAGCGCCGGCUCCAGCACCGCCUACACCCAGAGCUACAGCGACCAGGUGGAGUUUCUCAACCACCGAGACACGCUGCUGGCACCCCCAGACAACGGCGAGGUCACUGUCCUGCAGGCGGGAAGGCACGAGUUCCCCUUCACCUUCCAGCUCCCUGAGACCCUGGCCACCUCCUUCGAGGGCAAGCACGGCAGCGUGCGCUACUGGGUGAAGGCCAAACUGCGCAGGCCCUGGGCCACGGUGAGGAAGGUGAAGAAGGAGUUCACUGUGAUCGAGCCCAUCGACAUCAACACGCCGGCGCUGCUGGCUCCCCAGGCAGGUGCUAAGGAGAAACUUGCUCGUGCCUGGUACUGCAAUCGCGGCCAGGUUUCUGUCACCGCCAAGAUUGACCGGAAAGGCUACACCCCAGGUGAGGUCAUCCCUAUCUUUGCGGAGAUCGACAACUGCACCAGCCGAGCGGUGGUGCCCAAGGCGGCCAUCAUCCAGACUCAGACCUUCAUCGCGCGCGGCACCAAGAAGCAGAAGAAGUCGGUGGUGACCAGCAUGGUCGGGGACACCAUCGCGGCGGGGAAGCGGGAGGUGUGGCACGGGCGGGCGCUGAAGAUCCCGCCGGUGGGUCCCUCCAUCCUCCAGUGCCGCAUCAUCCAGGUGGAAUAUUCCCUGAAGGUUUGUGUGGAUAUUCCUGGGACGUCCAAGCUGCUCCUUGAGCUGCCGCUUGUCAUCGGAACCAUCCCGCUGCACCCGUUCGGGAGCCGCACGUCCAGCGUCAGCAGCCAGUACAGCGUCAACCUGGACUGGCUGAGCAGCAUCCCGGAGCAGCCGGAGGCUCCCCCCGAAUACUCGUCGGUGGUGUCCAGCUCGGAUGCCGAGCAGAGCCUGGCUCCGCCGUGCCGCAGCGAGCUCAGCAGCAUCCUGGAAGGUCCUUUCUUUGCCUACAUCCAGGAGUUUCGCUUCCGACCACCUCCCCUGUAUUCAGAGGUUGAUCCAAACCCCACCUCAGAUCACAUCCGUCCACGCUGCAUGACCUGUUGAGAUAAGCGCACGGGAUGUGGUUGAUGGCGUGGAGAUCCCUUGGGAUAGAAACUGGCACCCUGGCAGCGCUUCGGGCUGGAAACGGGGCCGUGGUGGCCGUGACGCCGGCUCCGCUCGCUGUCCCCAGCCGCUCCCGCGUGACUGCCCCGCGCACCGAUGCCGAGCGCUGGGGUGGACUCGUGCGUGGCAGGAGAACACGUGGAGCAGCUCUGUGUGUGGAUGGACAGGACGUGGAAGGUUAAUAACCGCCCCAGGAUUUUGGGGUUAAAACAGGGGAGGUUGAGCACGAGCCAGGAGCGCUCUCCCCUUGCCGCCUGUCGUGGGGAACAGGAGCUUGGAGGUUUUCUCAGGGUUUCUGGAGAACAUUUUGCGCUCGCUCGGUGCGCGCACGUGGUGCCGCGGGUGCAGCUCUUCUGCAGCCGCUCACCGGGGUUGCUGAUCCCUCAGACACUAAAGGGCCUUUUUCCUGGCCAGAUGAAGCAGAGACUUUGUCCACUGCUGAUAAUCUUUGCCAUGCGCCUGGUGCUGCCCGUGUGGGGAAUGGUUCGAGCUGCUCUACCCAAACUGUAAAGGCUUCCAGGGGCUGUUACCAGAGCAGAGGACUCGAGGGACGAAUUUACCAUCUGUGGUGGCGUUUUGGUGCCGUUUACAAAGAACAGGAAAGCUGGUUCCUGGACAUCAGCACCAAACCUGCCCAAUGUUCUGGUUCCUCCCCUGCGAUGGGGCUGAAACCAUCCCAAGAACCGCGGUACUGCCACGGGGUGUUGGAGCCGCGGCUCUGGCAUCGCCGUAGUGGCCAAGAAGAUAAGAAGGAAGCCAGAUCUGAGGCUGGUGGCAACCGCAGCUGCCGGCAGGAGGUUGGAGUUGAAACGAGUCCUUGGUGGCCAAGGUUCCUGCUCAGGAUGGGCUCCCGUUGGGGCCUGAGCAGAGUGUGGGUGCUGAGGACCUUUGCAUUCCCUUGCUGAGACAAUCCCUCCCCGCUCGCCGGGAUUGCUCAGGUGACUUUUCUAUCUGUGAACACUUUUGUAGCGACCACUCUUGUCUCUGGUUGUUCUUUUUGUACGGAGAACUUUUGGUUGAAAUAAAUUCUUUAAACCCAGACGUUGUCUGGAUGUUGUAA
Messenger RNA from Columba livia (rock pigeon), 5375 nucleotides. It is a transcript of the gene ARRDC2, whose product is annotated as arrestin domain containing 2. Gene Ontology annotation, biological process: protein transport. The transcript is spliced from 8 exons. Lineage: Eukaryota; Metazoa; Chordata; Aves; Columbiformes; Columbidae. Gene Ontology annotation, cellular component: cytoplasm; plasma membrane. The coding region runs from base 3038 to 4255 and encodes 405 amino acids. The record is from RefSeq and is a predicted model, not a curated record.